GAGGGUUUUAUACUUUGACCUGCAGCAGCCGAAAGUUGAAGCUAUGUCUGGCGAGGAGGUAAAGAGUGGGGAAGGAGGAGGAGGAGGAGGGGAGAGGGUGAGGAGUGAAGAUGAGCUGGGGCUGAAGUGGGACCGGUGUGUCGCUGAUACUAUCAUCAAAACUGGAACAGGUGUUGGACUGGGGCUGGUUUUUUCUCUACUGCUGUUCAAGAGGAGACCCUGGCCGGUGACUCUGGGACUCGGUUACGGUCUCGGUUACGCAAUGGCAAACUGUCAGCACGACUUUACCGGCCUCCCCAGCCCCCACCUUCGCCCCGUUCUGACCACACCCCCUGCCGGAGGGGACACAGGGAAAGCUGAUGCUGAAACUCCGCCCACUGACUCCUCCCACUAGCAAUUAGGAACUUUAGUCCCAUUGUAUUGUAUAGCUGUUUUGUAAUAGUUGUCAUUAUUAUCAUUUAUCAUGCUGUCACAUCUAUUAAAAAAUGGUAUCGUUGU
This is a messenger RNA of Geodia barretti, 498 nucleotides long. Lineage: Eukaryota; Metazoa; Porifera; Demospongiae; Tetractinellida; Geodiidae. The record is from the annotation of a GenBank genome assembly.